Molecule: messenger RNA, 3515 nt
Organism: Papaver somniferum (opium poppy)
Lineage: Eukaryota; Viridiplantae; Streptophyta; Magnoliopsida; Ranunculales; Papaveraceae
Product: calcium-transporting ATPase 3, endoplasmic reticulum-type-like
Exons: 34
Coding region: 228-3233 (1001 amino acids)
Biological process (GO): intracellular calcium ion homeostasis; calcium ion transmembrane transport
Cellular component (GO): membrane
Molecular function (GO): ATP hydrolysis activity; P-type calcium transporter activity; ATP binding
Source: RefSeq, a predicted model, not a curated record
CCUCUUUACAUUUCAUUACCCUAAACGGACGUUAAUUCGUCAAUGAAAACUCCUUUCUCUUAAAAUGGAACUUGAAGCGAAGAAAUAAACCCUUUCUAACGCUCCAUAAUUAUAUUUUAUUUAAGAUUAUCAGUAGAUCAUUUGAUUUUCACUCUCAAAAUUUUACUCCAAUUAAACCUAUCUCUCAAUUUACUAAUUAUUCGAAUCCCAAAGAAAAUUUCCUCCCAAUGGAGGAUGCAUUUGCCAGAUCCGUUCCAGAGGUUUUGGAAUUCUUUGGAGUUGAUCCGAGUAAAGGUCUCACUGAUUCUCAGGUGAAGGAGAAUGCUAGAAUUUAUGGAAGUAACGUACUGCCUCAAGAGGAAAGUACUCCAUUUUGGAAGUUGGUCUUGAAGCAGUUUGAUGAUUUGCUUGUUAAAAUACUGAUCGCUGCUGCUAUUGUUUCAUUCAUUCUGGCUUUGGUUGAUGGAGAGACUGGCCUAACAGCAUUUCUGGAACCUUCUGUCAUCUUGCUGAUAUUGGCUGCAAAUGCAGCAGUUGGUGUGAUUACGGAGACAAAUGCUGAAAAAGCUCUUGAGGAGCUUCGAGCAUACCAAGCUGAUGUUGCAACGGUCCUACGAAAUGGUUGCUUCUCAAUCCUACCUGCAACAGAUCUUGUCCCAGGCGAUAUAGUUGAAAUUAGUGUUGGAUGCAAAGUUCCUGCAGACAUGAGAAUGAUUGAAAUGCUAAGCAAUCAACUCCGUGUCGAUCAGGCAAUCCUUACUGGUGAGAGCUGCUCUGUGGCUAAAGAUCUUGAAUCAACCGUGGCUACAAAAGCAGUGUACCAAGAUAAGAAAAGCAUUCUUUUCUCAGGUACAAUAGUGGUCUCUGGGAGAGCAAAAGCUGUUGUGGUUGGUGUUGGCUCCAACACCGCGAUGGGUGGCAUACGCGAUGCAAUGUUAAAGACAGAAGAUGCAGCAACUCCAUUAAAAAAGAAGCUCGAUGAAUUUGGUACUUUUUUGGCCAAGGUUAUUGCAGGAAUUUGUGUCCUGGUAUGGAUUGUAAACAUUGGACAUUUUCGUGAUCCUGCUCAUGGUGGUUUCCUCCGAGGUGCAAUUCAUUACUUUAAGAUUGCCGUUGCUCUUGCUGUUGCAGCAAUUCCAGAAGGUCUUCCAGCUGUCGUUACAACGUGUUUGUCUCUUGGCACAAAAAGGAUGGCGCGGUUGAACGCUAUUGUAAGGUCUUUACCUUCGGUAGAGACCUUAGGAUGCACAACAGUGAUCUGCAGUGACAAGACUGGGACUCUAACAACCAACAUGAUGUCUGUAUCAAAGAUUUGUGUUGCCCAUUCAGUCCGCCAUGGUCCCAUUACUGCCGAAUAUUGUGUUAGCGGGUCAACUUAUGCUCCAGAAGGUGUAAUUUCUGACAAUGCCGGGACGCAGCUUGAUUUUCCAUCCCAAUCCCCCUGCCUUCUUCACAUCGCAAUGUGUUCAGCCCUUUGCAACGAGUCAACCUUACAAUACAACCCGGACAAGGCAAAGUAUGAAAAAAUUGGCGAGUCAACUGAAGUGGCCCUUCGUGUGCUAGCUGAAAAGAUUGGUAUUCCUGGUUUUGAUUCUAUGCCCUCAGCCCUCAGUAUGCUGAGUAACCAUGAACGCGCAUCUUACUGUAACCAUUACUGGGAGAAUGAAUUUAAAAAGGUUUCUGUUUUAGAUUUUUCCCGUGAUCGUAAAAUGAUGAGUGCCCUAUGCAGUCUAAAGCAACAGGGUAUUUUAUUUUCAAAAGGUGCCCCUGAAAGUAUAAUUUUAAGGUGCACAAGUAUUCUGUGCAAUGACGACGGUUCUAUAGCUCCAUUAACUUCAGAUAUGCAAGCUGAAUUGGAAGCUAGGUUUAAAAGUUUUGCAGGGAAAGAGACUCUCAGAUGUUUGGCUUUAGCUAUGAAAAGGAUGCCAGUUGGCCAGCAGACUCUCUCAUUUGAUGAUGAGAAGGACCUUACAUUCAUUGGAUUGGUUGGAAUGCUUGAUCCACCAAGGGAUGAAGUAAGAAAUGCAAUGCUUUCAUGUAUAACUGCUGGUAUACGUGUUAUUGUUGUUACUGGGGACAACAAGUCCACUGCAGAAUCUUUGUGCCGCCAAAUAGGGGCUUUUGACCACUUGGACGAUUUUGCUUCCCGUUCAUAUACUGCUUCCGAAUUUGAAGACCUCCCAGCCCUACAGAAAACGAUGGCAUUACAACGCAUGGUGUUAUUUACCAGGGUUGAACCAUCUCAUAAAAAGAUGCUCGUUGAAGCCCUGCAGCACCAAAGUGAAGUGGUUGCAAUGACCGGUGAUGGUGUCAACGAUGCGCCUGCACUGAAAAAGGCAGACAUUGGGAUUGCCAUGGGAUCAGGAACAGCUGUUGCAAAGAGUGCUUCAGAUAUGGUGUUGGCUGAUGACAAUUUUGCUUCAGUUGUUGCGGCUGUUGCAGAAGGAAGGGCCAUAUAUAACAACACAAAACAGUUCAUUAGAUACAUGAUCUCUUCAAAUAUUGGUGAAGUAGUUUGUAUUUUUGUUGCUGCUGUACUUGGAAUCCCAGAAACCCUUGUCCCGGUACAACUGCUUUGGGUCAAUCUGGUUACUGACGGAUUACCUGCUACUGCUAUUGGUUUCAAUAAGCAAGACUCAGAUGUGAUGAAGUCUAAACCCCGCAAGGUUAAUGAAGCUGUUGUGAGUGGGUGGUUAUUUUUCCGUUAUCUGGUAAUUGGAGCUUAUGUUGGCCUUGCGACAGUAGCUGGAUUCAUUUGGUGGUUUGUUUAUUCAGAGAGUGGACCCAGACUCCCUUACUAUGAAUUGGUCAAUUUUGAUACUUGUUCAACAAGGGAAACGACAUACUCAUGCAAUAUAUUUACUGAUCGCCACGCAUCUACUGUGUCAAUGACUGUACUAGUCGUUGUUGAAAUGUUCAAUGCUUUGAACAACCUUAGCGAAAAUCAAUCUCUACUUGUAAUACCUCCUUGGAGUAAUAUGUGGCUUGUGGGAUCAAUUAUUCUGACCAUGAUCCUUCACAUACUCAUCUUGUAUGUGCCACCUCUUUCCGUUCUUUUCUCUGUGAAACCAUUAUCAUGGGGUGACUGGACUGCCAUUCUAUAUCUUUCUUUUCCUGUUAUACUUAUUGAUGAGGUGCUAAAGUAUUUCUCAAGAAAUCCCCGAGGUAUAAGGUUAAAUCUUAGAUGGAGGAGAUCUGACUUGCUUCCGAAAAGAGAAGUUCGGGACAAGUAAAGGGUUGCAGACAUAUUUUUGGGUACACUAUACAUAGAUUCAUGUUGUUGUAAACAAAUUAAUUUAAUUAGGAAACUGGGUGGGGGGAGUACUUUCCCCCUUCUUUUAGGAUACGCAUUAUGUCACCCUGGUAUUGGCUGCAGAUGUGAACUUUCAGUCUCUCGUGUCAGUUAUAGUGAAAUCAAUAUCAUUUUAUUUGGUUUUGAUCUUAAUGUAAUUGAUAUUUAAAUUCAAUAUGAAGUUUUGGUUCAAUGUGUUAUUAGAAAUUUUGAUUUUGGUCCA